Molecule: messenger RNA, 762 nt
Organism: Laetiporus sulphureus 93-53
Lineage: Eukaryota; Fungi; Basidiomycota; Agaricomycetes; Polyporales; Laetiporaceae
Exons: 6
Coding region: 1-762 (253 amino acids)
Biological process (GO): maturation of LSU-rRNA from tricistronic rRNA transcript (SSU-rRNA, 5.8S rRNA, LSU-rRNA)
Cellular component (GO): nucleolus
Molecular function (GO): RNA binding
Source: RefSeq, a predicted model, not a curated record
AUGGAGCUUCUGCGGCUAGCGACGAGAAGGAGUAGGAGGAAGAGGUCGCAGCUAGCGAUGACAAGAACGAGGACCAAGAUACAGUCAUCUCCGGUAGCGACAGAGAGCGAAGAAGUAAAGGAGUCGCUGGUAGGUAGCGACAAGGAGGACCAAAAAGGAGAUGAAGAACAUCUGUACAGCUUUUCUGCGGACGAUGAAGAUUCCUCCGACGAUGAGAGGGCGGAAGAGUGGGAGAAUAUCGACGUGUCAGAGCUGCCGAUCAUCUCCAAGGACGAUGCAGUCGUGAAGCAGAAGCCGGAGAAGGCAAAAAAGCAUCCGAGUGAAGGCUGUGGAAUGCGCGCAUACUUCUCGCAGUUCGGCACCGUCACGCGUCUCGGGGUCUCACGCAACAAGAAGGUACAUUGGGCACCGAAACACCACGCGUUCAUCGAGUUUGACUCUGCAUCCGUCGCGAAGAUUGUCGCGGAGAUGAUGGACAAUUGCCUGCUCAUGGGGCACCUUCUCAAGUGCAAGGUCAUCCCGAAGGAUAAAGUCCACCUCAAGCUGUGGGUCGGCGUGGACCGGAAGUGGCGCGCCGUGCCGCGCGCCCGUGUGGUAAGGACGCAGCACAACGAGAAACGCACGGGGAAAGAGCAGGAACAGGCGGAGGAGCGGCUGCUCCAGCGCCAGAGCCUGAAGAAGUACAAGCUGGAGGAGGCGGGCAUAGACUACAACUUUGAAACCGUCGCAUACAAAAGCAAGGGGAAGCUUUCUAUGACGUAG